This is a messenger RNA of Ceutorhynchus assimilis (cabbage seed weevil), 3407 nucleotides long. NCBI's taxonomy places the organism in Eukaryota, Metazoa, Arthropoda, Insecta, Coleoptera, Curculionidae. The record is from the annotation of a GenBank genome assembly.
GAUUUUUGCAUAUUCUACAAAAAAAAACACUUUAUAUUUGUGAAUUUUACUGUUUAAAAUUAAUCAGUUUCUGUUCACUGUUUUCAUUAGAAACUUAUGAUAUCUAUAACUAAUCUAGGUGUGACUAUAUUUGAUUAAUAUUGUUGUAAAUCAAGUGCUAUAUUUCCCAAUAACCAGGAAAUCGGCAAUGGAGGUAGAAACAGAAGGUUCCGAAUCGAUCACCGCUAAAUCAAAAUCGCGAUCCCCUUCGGCAGACUCAAACCGUUCAGCCAAAAGUCGUUCACCAUCCCCUAAGGAAAACGGAAAUACUUCCCCAAGAAAAUCACGCUCUCGCAGUGGCAGCAAAGCCAGCAACAGAUCCAGAAGUGGUUCUGCUCAAAGUAACAGAUCCAGGAGCGGUUCUGCUCAGAGUAAUAGAUCCAGGAGCGUUUCUGCUCAUAGCAACAGAUCAAGAAGUGGUUCUGCCCGUAGCAACAGAUCCAGAAGUGGUUCCGCUCAUAGCAACAGAUCCAGAAGCGGUUCAGCUGUCAGUAACGCUAGCAGAAAAUCUGGAUCUAGAAGCAAGUCACGAUCCAGAUCACGUAGUGGAUCGGCCAAGAGUAUUGCCAGCAAUCAUAGCGGAAAAUCUAGGUCUAGAAGUGGAUCUGCUGCUAGUAACCACAGCAGAAAAUCCAGAUCUCUUAGUGGAUCAGCUAAAAGUGUCAAUAGCAGAAAAUCCAGAUCUAGAAGCGGAUCUGCUACUAGCAACCACAGCAAAAAAUCUAGAUCUAGAAGUGGAUCCGCUACUAGCAACCACAGCAGAAAAUCAAGAUCUCGCAGUGGAUCAGCUAAGAGUGCCCAUAGCAGAAAAUCUAGAUCGAGAAGUGGAUCUGCUGCUAGCAACCAUAGCAAAAAAUCAAGAUCUCGCAGUGGAUCAGCUAAAAGUGUCAGUAGCAGAAAAUCUAGAUCCAGAAGUGGAUCCGCUGCUAGCAACCAUAGCAGAAAAUCAAGGUCUCGCAGUGGAUCAGCUAAGAGUGUCCAUAGCAGAAAAUCUAGAUCCAGAAGUGGAUCCGCUGCUAGCAACCACAGCAGAAAAUCAAGGUCCCGUAGUGGAUCAGCUAAGAGCGUCAAUAGCAGGAAAUCUAGAUCUAGAAGUGGUUCAGCUAUUAGCAACCGUAGCCAAAAGUCUAGAUCUCGUAGUGGAUCAAAUAAAAGUGUUCAUAGCAGAAAAUCUAGAUCCAGAAGUGGUUCAGCUAUAAGCAACCGUAGCCGAAAGUCUAGAUCUCGUAGUGGAUCAAAUGACAGAAAAUCUAGAUCUAGAAGUGCAGGAAGCAGAAAAUCUAGAUCCAGAAGUGGCUCAGCUAGAAGUCGCCGCAGCAAUAUAUCCAGAUCGAGAUCAAGAAGUGGUUCAGCCUACAGUAACCGAAGCAGAUCGAGAUCCCGUAGUGGCUCGGUAAGAAGCAGAAAAUCCGGUUCCAGAAGCAGGUCCAGAUCAAGAAGCAGAUCUGGCUCCAGAAGCAGGUCCAGAUCAGGUUCUAGAAGAUCCAGGUCAGGCUCAAGAUCACAAUCAAGAUCAAGAUCCAGAUCGGCUGGAUCGAAAAAAUCAAGAUCCAGGUCCAGAUCCAACGAGGAUGCUGGCGCUAAUCGAAUAAACAAGAGGCUGCUGGACUCUGACUCGGAAGAUGAAGGUGUAGCUCAGAAAUCCAAAGUUUCUAAGAUUGUUGAUAGUGAUAAUGAAGAAGCGGAUGCUGGUCCUUCACAGGAGCCACCUCAGGAGGAAGAAGGUGAGGCUUCUGCAGCUGCUGCCCCUCCUCAAGUAGGAGAUUCAGAUUCAGAUGAAGGAAUUGAUUCUAAUGCCAGGCAGUACAUACAUGGCCAUAACAGCGAAGGAAUAUCAGAUUUCGAAUUGAUGAUGCAAAGAAAAAAAGAAGAACAAGGCAAACGCAGAAAACGCAAAGACAUUGACAUUAUCAACGACAAUGACGACAUUAUAGCUCAGCUGUUGGCCGACAUGCGCAACGCUGCAGAAGAAGACAGGCAUUUGAAUCAGGAGAAAAGGCCUGCCAUCAAGAAAAUGGCCAUGCUGAAAACGGUGAUGUCGCAAUUGAAAAAACAUGAUCUGCAAUUGGCCUUUAUCGAGCACAAUGUUCUAAAUGUGCUUACAGAUUGGUUGGCUCCCAUGCCUGAUCGGUCGAUGCCUUCUUUGCAAGUUAGAGAGAGUAUUUUGAAGCUACUGGCUGAAUUCCCACCCGUAGACCAACAAACCUUGAAGCAUUCGGGAAUAGGUAAAGCCGUAAUGUACCUUUACAAACAUCCCAAGGAAACUAAAGAGAACAAGGAAAAAGCUGGUAAAUUAAUCAGCGAAUGGGCCAGGCCCAUUUUCAACUUGUCCACUGAUUUUAAAGCUCUCAGCAAAGAGGAACGAUAUCAACGCGACAUGGAACAAAGGGGUCCUAGAAAAAGAAAAAACGAAGAACAAGCUGAAAAGGAACGAUCAAAAUUAGCUACAGCACUUAAUGCUGAUGGAAAGCCUUUAAGACCAGGUGAAAAGGGUUGGGUGGCACGUGCAAGAGUCCCGGUACCGUCAAGCAAAGAUUACCUCGUCAGGCCUAAAUGGCAAAGCGAAGUCGAUAUUAGCAGGCAAACCAAAAAGGGGUUGAAUCGAUUCGAGAAGCAUUACAAAAACUUUUUGGAUAAUAAAAGGCUGAAACAAUCAUCAAAACGGGCAGUGGAAAUUUCUAUUGAAGGUCGAAAUAUGGCUUUGUAGGUUAAGUUCAAUAAUUUCAAUUAGGUUUUUUUUGUUAAUUGCAUCCUUGAAGAAAUUAGCAAUGUUGAAUAAAUAAACUUUUUUUUUGAAAACUGUUUAGGGUUUCUUUGUACAAUAAUAUAUUGAUUUUCUAAUACAUAUUGAGCAGUCAGUUUAUUCAGAUAUAUAAAAUUAUAAACAUUAAUAUACAUAUUACAGCUAAACUAGGAGAGGAUAAAAAUAAAAUUUUACACCUUAAUUUAUUAGAGGUGUUACAUAAAGGAAAAACAACCCUGGGAAAAGUCCCAUUAGUGGCCCCUAAAAUAUAAUAAAUCAGUUCUAUUGCAGAGUAUCUCCAAACAUUUGGAGACCCCUAAAAGUGCAUUUUUUCUUUGCAUAAGGACAAUAUAAAAUUAUCAAAUUGUGUCCUUUGAAGUUGAAAAUAUUUUUCUUAACACAACAUAAAUUGAAAGGAAAUCUUCUGGAUAGCUGGGAUAAUCGACACUCUCGAUUUUUUCUUCUCAAAAACAACUCUGGGUGUCAGUUUCCAAUUUGAAAAGUAGCAUCAUACUGAAAUCACAAGUAAAUGAAUUAAAUAAUGAAAAUUUACCAGGAUAGUUUUGUAAUUCAACUAUAGUUUGAGUUCAAGAAAAUUCAAUGUCCGUGAUUUCUAGCCAGCUGC